Messenger RNA from Micromonas commoda, 960 nucleotides. RefSeq lists its product with no specific name. Bases 1 to 960 code for a protein of 319 amino acids. NCBI's taxonomy places the organism in Eukaryota, Viridiplantae, Chlorophyta, Mamiellophyceae, Mamiellales, Mamiellaceae. The record is from RefSeq and is a predicted model, not a curated record. The transcript has a single exon. Gene Ontology annotation, molecular function: oxidoreductase activity, acting on the CH-OH group of donors, NAD or NADP as acceptor; NAD binding.
AUGGCGGUCGUCAUCAACGCCGGCAGGCUCGACUUCGACCGGAAGCUGGACUUCACCAAGCUCAAGGACGCGUGCGGCGGCGAGCUGACGAUGUUCGACGACGACUCCCCGACCCCCGAGGCGAUCGCGGAACGCGCGUCGGGGCACGCGGUCGUGGUGUCCAAGGAGGUCCCUGUGGACGUCAACCUCCUCCCGGACACCGUGAAGCUCAUCUGCGAGGCGGGCACGGGAUACAACAACAUCGACCUCGCCGCCGCGAGGGCGAGGGGGAUCACCGUGUGCAACGUUCCCAGUUACUCCACCGACGCCGUCGCGCACCUCGUCAUCACCUUCGUGCUCAACUUCAGCGCCACCGUCGUCCCGCAGCACGUCGCGCUCGCCAAGGGCGACAGGUCGCUCUUCACCUCGUCGCUCGGCACGACCCCGCACUUCGAGCUCACCGGCAAGACCAUCGGGCUGGUGGGCGGCACCGGCGCCAUCGGCACGAAGGUUGCCGAGAUCGCGCGCGUCCUCGGCAUGAACGUCCUCGUGUGGUCCAGGUCGGCGCAAACCGAGCCCGGUAAGUGGGAGGCUCGCGAGUCGCUGAAGGACCUCCUCGCGGAGUCCGAUUUCGUCUCCGUGCACUGCCCGCUGAACGAGCAGACGCGCGGGUUGAUCGACCGCGACGCCAUCGCGUCUAUGAAACCCACCGCGUACGUCAUCAACACCGCGAGGGGCGCCGUCAUCAACGAGACGGACCUCGUGAAUGCGCUCCGAGCGGGCACCAUCGCGGGGGCCGGGUUGGACGUCCAGGAGGUCGAACCGCCGGUGGAGGGAUCGCCGCUGUACGAUUUGGAAAACGUGAUGCUCACGCCGCACGUCGGGUGGAAGAGGUUGGAGACGCGUCAGCGGCUGAUGGACCUCGUCGCCGACAACGUCGCGGCGUGGAAAGCCGGCGCGGCCGUCAACGUCGUCAACUGA